AUGAAAACAAUUAUCUUUUUAGUUUGCCUAUUUUUUAUUGGUGUUUGUUUAGCUGAAGAAGAAGCAGUUGCUGUAGUUUGUUCUGGUAAUCAAAGAGCUUGUGGAGCUUAUUCAUGUUAUGAUCCUACUUCUCAACAAUGUUACGCUGGAGGACUAGUAUGUGGCUUUUUCCAAAGAGCAUGUGGAAAUAGAUGCUACGAUCCUCAAUCUCAACAAUGUUACCCUGGAGGACUUGUUUGUGGCUUUUUCCAAAGAGCAACAGUCUAA
Molecule: messenger RNA, 267 nt
Organism: Heterostelium album PN500
Lineage: Eukaryota; Evosea; Eumycetozoa; Acytosteliales; Acytosteliaceae
Exons: 4
Coding region: 1-267 (88 amino acids)
Source: RefSeq, a predicted model, not a curated record